AUGGUAUCAGAGCAUGAGAUAGAGGGAUCCAAUUCUGAAAAUACAGAUCCUUCCCCAAAUACAAAUCAAAACCAAAACCAACAGCAAACUGGUGGAAGCAACACGUCAAUUUUCCCCCAUGAUCCAGCCCAUCCUAGCAGUCCCUACUUCAUUGGCAGUAAUGAUGGAAGUGCUACUGUACUGGUCAGCCAUGUUUUAGACUCUACCGACUACUAUUCCUGGGCUCGAUCGAUGAAGAGGGCCUUGCGGAUUAAGAACAAGCUUGGCUUUAUCGAUGGUACCCCCUGCGAGCCCAAAGAUCAGAAUAACCCAUUGAUGGAACAUUGGUUAAGGUGUAACGAUAUUGUCAUAAGCUGGAUGCAAAAUGCCAUGGAAACAGACAUCAAAAGCAGCACCAUCUAUGCUGAAACUGCUCAUCUCCUUUGGCUGGAUCUGGAGCAACGAUUCUCACAACAGAAUGCUCCACGAAUUUUCAAAGUUAAAAAGGACAUCACCACCUUGAUACAAAACCAAGAUUCUGUAAGUGUAUACUUCUCCAAACUCAAAAUUCUGCUUGAUGAACUGAUGAAUUAUGAGAGCAUACCUAACUGCACAUGUGGGGGAUUGAAUGUUGUAGUUCAAAAUCAGCAAAGAGACUGUGUUAUGAAGUUUUUGAUGGGAUUGAAUGAAACUUAUAAGGAAAUUAAGGCUCAAAUUCUGCUAAUCAAACCUUUUCCUAACUUAAAUGAGGUAUAUUCCUUAGUCCAGCAAGAAGAGAAAAGAAGGGAAAUAUCUAAUCCAGCUCCUACAAAUGCUGAUUCCAUGGCACUUCUCAGUAGAAGGAAUUUCAGAGAAAGAAAUGGCUAG
Messenger RNA from Olea europaea var. sylvestris, 846 nucleotides. RefSeq lists its product as uncharacterized. Lineage: Eukaryota; Viridiplantae; Streptophyta; Magnoliopsida; Lamiales; Oleaceae. Bases 1 to 846 code for a protein of 281 amino acids. The record is from RefSeq and is a predicted model, not a curated record. The transcript has a single exon.